AUGACUCACUCUUUCGACAUUCCUAAUUACAUGAAUUUCUUGAAAUGGUCUCCUUUUGGUUCUUAUUUUGUUUUGGCUUCUCUCGGCACCUACGGCACUGUUAUGUUUUGUCAUCUCAAUGAUCAAGACACUGUAGAAGUGGGUUUGCUGCUGCUGCUGCUGCUGCUGCUGCUGCUGAUGAUGAUGAUGAUGAUGACGAUGAUGCUGCUGCUGCUGUCCGUGCUAGUGAUGGUGCUGCACCAAGACGAGCACUACAUGUGCAACGAGGUUCGAUGGUCUCACUGCGGGCGGUAUCUGGCUACCUGCGUGGUUAUUCCGCCUGUUGCUAGCACCCAGGCUUAUAGACUAGACGGCAGCACUGGAUUCAAUAUAUGGACCUUUCAGGGUAAGCUGCUAGAGAAGAACAAAAAGGAGUACUUCUAUCAGUUCCUUUGGCGGCCUCACCCUCCCACUCUCCUAUCAGAAAAACAACUCGACGAUAUUAAAAAACGCAUGAAAGAACACAGCAAGAGAUAUGAAGCCGAGGAUGAGAGACUACGCAGCGAGAAACGCAGAGCUUUCUUAAAACAAUGCGAGGAAGAGUGUGAGCGGUUCCAGCAGAUCCUCGAUGAGCUAGAAGCCUGGAAAGUUAAACAUCCGUUUUUUGUGUUUUAG
This is a messenger RNA of Eimeria mitis, 654 nucleotides long. Its product is annotated as Eukaryotic translation initiation factor 3 subunit 9, putative. The coding region runs from base 1 to 654 and encodes 217 amino acids. Gene Ontology annotation, cellular component: eukaryotic translation initiation factor 3 complex. Gene Ontology annotation, molecular function: RNA binding; translation initiation factor activity; translation initiation factor binding. The transcript is spliced from 5 exons. Gene Ontology annotation, biological process: translational initiation. Lineage: Eukaryota; Apicomplexa; Conoidasida; Eucoccidiorida; Eimeriidae. The record is from RefSeq and is a predicted model, not a curated record.